This is a messenger RNA of Vollenhovia emeryi, 1966 nucleotides long. RefSeq lists its product as uncharacterized. The record is from RefSeq and is a predicted model, not a curated record. The annotation marks the transcript as partial. Gene Ontology annotation, cellular component: plasma membrane. NCBI's taxonomy places the organism in Eukaryota, Metazoa, Arthropoda, Insecta, Hymenoptera, Formicidae. Gene Ontology annotation, biological process: detection of chemical stimulus involved in sensory perception of smell; sensory perception of smell. The transcript is spliced from 5 exons. Gene Ontology annotation, molecular function: olfactory receptor activity; odorant binding.
AACCGAACCGAACCAUUGAAGUGUAUCCGCUCCGAGAGAACGAAUCAAAAUUUCAAUUAUAAAAUCGUUCCGAUCCGGAGCGAACCAUUUUUUAUUAUGAUUUCAAACGCUCCGGUUUCGAACCGGAGCAUGAAAAACCAGUUUUGGAGCGGUUUCUUUAUCUAAAAAGGAUUUAAUUUAUUUAAAAAGAUUUACCACGUUUGAAUCUUUGCUACAUAGCUGGAGAGGUGGUAAAUGUGCAAAUUUCACCAGUUCGGUUCGAUUUGUAUUCCAAGUUCUAAAUAAUUUACUUCAUUCAUUCGGUUUUCGGGGCGGUUUUUAAACUCGAACCGGUUCAAAACCGCUCCAAAGAACGUAUUUAUGCUCCGGUUUACAAUCUUAUUCGCUCCGGUUCGGUUUACAUCCCAAGUUCCAAAUAAUUUACUCCGUAAAUUCAUCCGGUUUGCGGAGCGGUUUUUAAAUUCGAACCGGUUCAAAACCGCUCCAAAGAACGUAUUUUUGCUCCGGUUUACAACCUUGGUUUAUUCUAUAAAGUCAACACUAGUUAUUUUUAAAUUAUAUAUUUGUUAUAGUUAGUGAUGCUUCUCUCACUUUUAGUCACUACAUACCAAUGUUAAAAAUUGAAAAUUUUUGCAAAACUAUUUAUCUGGGAAAGACCGUAUACAACAUUGGAAUCUACCUAGUCUAUUGCUGACACACGUGUAGUGAUGUUAUAAGCUGUAACUGCUGCAAAAACGUGUGAACAUAACGGAUGUGCUCACGGGUAUUCUUUUCACGUGACACAACAACCCGUUAUUACGAAAAUUUUUUAAUACUUCGCGUGACGUUUGGUGCUGAAAACUUGGAACGGAGGGAGGCAGAAUAUUAAAACCUCUUUGUUACAAGUUGAUCGUUCAAUACCUUUGAGAAAUAGUAUGAAAAGCAUGCGCGCUAAUAAUAAACAGAGAUAUUUUCUGGAAAAGAAACAGAUGUCAGUCUCUUGACAACAUUCGACAUGGACAGUUCGAAAUAUAUCGCACACCAAGAUUUCGAAUGGGCGAUGAAAUUGAAUCGUAUCACUUUAGAAUUUAUUGGACUUUGGCCCAAAACCAUAGAGAACUCUCGACAGAAAUUAAUGUGCAAUUUACGAGUGCUGGCCGUUUUCCUUGCGCUAACGUUCUGCAUUCUGAUUCCUUGUCUGCAUUCCUUUAUAAGAAUUUAUGGAGAUAUCAUGCUAAUGAUAGAUAAUUUACAAUUUACGAUAUCGCUUUUAAGUGCCACGAUAAGAAUCAUAAUUUUUUGGUGGAAGAAAGAAGAUAUGAUUGCGGAGGAUUGGGAAAGACCGAAAAAUGCACAAGAGAGGAAUAUAAUGAUCAGAAGGGCACAGAGUGCACGCUUAAUUAUUAUGUCCGCAUAUUCCAUCAUGGCACUAGGAUGCGUCUUUCUUAUUAUCCUUCCCGGAUUUGGAGUCUCGAUAAGACUGUUGUCCAAUAUUACUGAUCCAGGCAAACCAAUGCCUUUACAAUCGUAUUAUUUUUAUGACAUAACUAAAAGCCCGCAGUACGAACUAACAUUCAUUAGUCAAGCAAUCGUCAUGAUUCUCGGGAUUAUGUCCUAUUCUGGAAUCGACAAUUUUCUCGGGUUACUAAUCUUCCAUAUAUGCGGCCAACUGGACAUUCUUAAACAUCGUUUGACAUAUCUGGAUAAAUAUAUUAAUUCUUAUGCCAUGCUAAAAAGCUGUGUGACAAAGCACAUUAGUUUACUUAGAGCUAUUGAGGUUAUCGAAGAUACAUAUAGCAUAACACUUCUGGUAUUAUUUCUAUGCUUCUUGAUACUUUUCGCCCUCCUUGGUUUCCGGGUAAUUACAAUAUUCGACGAAGGAAAUGAUUUGUCAAUCCCAAGGUUGGUAUUCUUUGUAUCCACGAUUUUCAAUAUAUUUGGACAUAUGUGUUUGUACUGUGCUCUAGGCGAAUAUUUGGUGGCCAAA